AUGUUGUCCAACACCAUCACCAUCGUGCCCAGCAUGGACGCGCGGGUUGUCGAGCCCUUGCAGGCCUUCAGCCCGUCUCGAGUCUCAUUACCCACAUCUCUCCCCUUGGACACACUGGCAUUCGCCCGCAAGACCGCCGCACACGAAGCCCUCGUCGAGCGCAUCGCCGAGAUCAUCGCCUCAUAUCGCAUCUCCGGACCCGACGACCGGUAUGAAGACGUAUACAAGCCCAAGCUGCUGGAGACGCUGCGCGUCUUUGUGACCCGCCAGGAACCCAUCAACCUCGUCGUCCCCGCGUACCCGUUCAAGAGCCCCAACCGCGAAGAGAAGGUGCUCGGCCCGGACGUCGACGUCGGCGAGCGCAUGUCCCUCGAGCACUUCAACUCGAUCGGCGCGCGCAUCCAGCAGAUCUACCCGCCCGGCGGGCACGUCACGAUCGUCAGCGACGGGUGCUGCUACAACGACCUCCUCGGCGUCUCGGACGAGGAAGUCUUCCGGUACGCGGAGGGCCUGCACCGCAUCACGGAGAAGCUGCAGCUGCGCCACCUGCGCUUCUCCGACCCCUUCGAGCUGAUCGAGGGCCCGGAGCACGUCCCCACCACCGAGGCGGAGUAUGCGCAGCGCAUCGGCGCCGUCAAGGACCUGCUCUUCAACUCCUACCUGCCCUCCGGGUACGACUUCGACGCGGACCUGAAGAAGGACCCCAACGCGCUCCUCACGUACCGCGGGUACAUCAAGUUCCUGAUCUCCGACCUCGCCACGUUUUUCAAGGAGCGCAAGAUGAGCAAGUCCGCCGUCAAGAAGCACUGCUCGGCCGUCGCGCGCGGCAUGAUCGAGCGCGGCAAGGCGUUCGCCGCCCUCGUCGGCAUCGCCUCCCCGCUGCACGUCCGUCUCUCCAUCCACGCCAGCGACAACACCCGCAAGCUCUCCGUCGCCCUGCUCCCGCACAAGCGCUACAGCAACUUCCCCGUCACCCCCUGGCACACCACCCCCUACCUCGACGCCGACAACGCCUCGCUCACCCUCAGCCGCAAGCCCGCCGCCGGCGACGGCACCGAAACCACGUACACGCUCUGCCACGACGAGCUGGGGCUGGCGUUCCUGCGCGCCGACGUCCCCAUGUACCGCGUCAUCGACGCGGCGCACAUCCAGCUCGAGCCGCUGUACCCCUUCGGGCUGCGCAUCCGGGUGCCCCGCGACACGCCCAUCAGCCGGUUCCGCCUGGCGAACGUGGCGGAGCUGGCGCGCGUGCACUCGCCCAUCGUCUUCGAGGGGCUGGACCCGCUGCAGUACACGAGCGAGAUCGCGGACGACUUCCAGCGCGUCGCGGGCGGCGCGCUGUCGCUGAGUCUGCUGCACGAGGGGAUCGUCCCGGCGGGCGAGGCGGCCUCGUAUUUCGUGCAGGUGGGCGGCGGCGGCGCGGAGGACGGCGGCGCGGUCAUGCCGUUCGUGGAGGCCGCCGCGGCGCUGGACGAUGUGCGGUAUCGCGUGCUGCACCAGUGGCGGGACGGGCAUGCGGUGGUGGCUGAUCAUCGGGUUGCGCUGCCGGUGCAUUUGAGCCCGUCGAGUCUGAGGGUGUUGAGGGCUGGGAUUUAG
This is a messenger RNA of Aspergillus clavatus NRRL 1, 1596 nucleotides long. Its product is annotated as isocyanide synthase family protein. The coding region runs from base 1 to 1596 and encodes 531 amino acids. Lineage: Eukaryota; Fungi; Ascomycota; Eurotiomycetes; Eurotiales; Aspergillaceae. The transcript has a single exon. The record is from RefSeq and is a predicted model, not a curated record.